GCACCGAAGGUAGGGGGGUAUGACACAACAGCCGAGGCAACAGCCGCGAUCAUAUGUUCUCAGGCAGAGGCAGGGUCGUAGCCGUCGUAGUACACAGUGAGUCGUAGUGGUGUUGCGGCAGUUGCAGUGCGCCGUAAGAACGUGAGUCAUAGCAAAGUGUCGAGCCGCUUUCCCCAAGAGCAACCAUGAAGUGGACAGUCGUAUUCGCCGCCUGCCUCGCGUUUGUUUCAGCGCAAAAUGCAACGCUACCAGACUCCUAUCAAAACACGACUGCCUCCACAGAGACCACAGCAGCCAAGACCACGCCAGUGGCUUCACCAAAGAGUACAGUCACAGCAACACAGGCAUCCAGGGAGGCCACGGUUAACAGCUACAAUGUGACUGUGCCAGGCACCAACCAAACCUGCAUCCUGGUUGAGGCAGCCAUGCAGAUCAAGGUCGUUUACACCACAAAAGACGGCCAGGUGAAGGAAGGCAUCCUGCCACUGGACAAUGAGACAGUGGUCGACCGUACGCGCAGCAACUGCAGCUCUCCUCUUGGCGAGCAGACCCUUGUACUGCUCUUUGGCAACAACAGCCUCUCGUUGGUAUUUGCCAAGAAUGCCACAGUCUACCUGCACAAGGUCUUUGUCGACUUCUUCUUCACCCCAGAGCUCUUCCCAAAUGCUUCCAAGCCAGAGGAGCACUUGACGGUGUACAACGACACGCUCAUGCUGUACAGUGUCCCAGAGGAGCGGUCCUACCACUGUAAGGUAGACCAGCCUGUCUACAUUGGUGCCAAUGUCACCUUGGAUGUGCUCAGUGUGCAGCUGCAAGCUUUUAGAAACACCACCUCUGAGGCUGCGGGACAGUUUGGUGACGCUGUGGAGUGCUCGGCAGGCGACAUCAGCAACAUCGUGCCCAUUGCGGUUGGCUCUGCACUGGCAGCCCUGGUGAUCAUUGUGCUCAUUGCCUACCUCAUUGGGCGCAGCAAGAGCCGACAGAAGGGAUACCAGUCAGUCUAGGAGUGGCCCUUCUCGUUGUUCGUUUUGUUUUCACUUCUCUUUCCCUGAACUGGAGAUAUGUUACUUUUUUUCUGCUUUCCCGCUCCUUCCCUGUUAAUUGGUACGCACGCAUCUUGUGCGACUGUCCACUGGUGCCCAGCAUCCAGACGGGCACUGUUGCCUAGCACACCUGCAGUAUGCGGCGACACUUAUUGGCUACAUGUGCGCAGCUUCGCAAUUGAUCCAUGUGGCUACAAAUACUUUUAAUGCGCAGGUUUUCCUUCUUGUGUUGCAGACAGUGUACAUAUGGGGAAGGAGCCUUAAACGUUGGUUCCUAUGUGUAGUUCGUUCAUUUCCUAGGUUUUUAAUUGUAAUGAGCUGGGGGGAGGAAAAGAACGCUGCCCCCGACUGUAGUAUGCCACGAUUGAUGUGAGGUCCCGGUACCCUCUUUGGCAGAAGUACUUUUCAUGUUUGAGUGUUUUUACUGAAAGUUAAUAAACAGCUACUUUCUA
Molecule: messenger RNA, 1495 nt
Organism: Rhipicephalus sanguineus (brown dog tick)
Lineage: Eukaryota; Metazoa; Arthropoda; Arachnida; Ixodida; Ixodidae
Product: lysosome-associated membrane glycoprotein 1
Exons: 5
Coding region: 186-1004 (272 amino acids)
Cellular component (GO): membrane
Source: RefSeq, a predicted model, not a curated record